GCUGCGAGUUGUGACCUUGAAUGCGAAUCGAAGUAACCAAACAACCAUACGGCAGCAAUAAUAUUCCGUUUUUAAAUUAUAGUACAGAAAAUACAGUGUCAAUAAUACAGUUUCUAAGUAAGUUUGGCUGUGGCCUUUUGCAAACUAAUUUAUUUAAGCAUCGAAGCGAAUUCAAGAUGGCGUACCGACUAAAUGGCAUACCGAAACUUGUUCAGCGUAAUUUGGGUUUUCUUAGAAAUUAUAGCGAGUCUCGUCAUCCCUUCGUUUAUUCCAAGGAAGUUUCUCGGGCGAAGUCAGAAAAUAUGCCAAUAGUAGCCCUCGAAUCAACUAUUAUUACACACGGAAUGCCUUACCCACAGAACUUGGAAACGGCUCUGGAAGUGGAGAAUAUAAUUAGGCAACGGGGUGCCGUUCCAGCGACUGUGGCAAUUCUUAAAGGGCAAUUGACCGUUGGUCUGACGGAAGAUCAACUUCGAUACCUUGCUCAGGCCAAAGGUGUAAUUAAAGCAUCGAGACGUGAUCUUGCUUAUAUAGCUGCGGCUAAGCUUGACGGUGCCACAACCGUCGCUGGGACAAUUAUUGCUUCAGAAUUAGCUGACAUACCAGUCUUCGUGACCGGUGGAAUUGGGGGCGUCCAUCGUGAAGGUGAAAGUACACUAGACAUCUCAGCAGAUCUGAAUGAACUCGGGCGAAGCAAAACACUCGUUGUUUGCAGCGGAAUCAAAUCAAUACUCGACAUUGGAAGAACUCUCGAAUAUUUGGAAACGCAAGGCGUCUGUGUGUGUUCGUUUGGCGAGUCUAACGAGUUUCCAGCAUUUUACACGGUCCGUUCCGGUCACCGGGCUCCGUAUAGCGUUGCCGACGCGAAGCACGCCGCUCGGAUUCUUCACGAAUCACACAGAUUCCACCUCAAUUCCGGCGUCGUCAUCGCUGUUCCUGUGCCGCGACGUGACGCUAUGGACGAAAAAGUAAUUGAAGAGGCUAUCAAUAGUGCCCUGACGGAUGCCAAAAGAAAAGGUAUUCGCGGUAAAGAAGUUACUCCUUACAUUUUAUCGAACGUCAGUGAAGCGACCAGCGGCACGUCACUUGAAACCAAUAUCGCAUUGAUAAAGAACAAUGCGCGCGUCGGCGCCGAUAUAGCCGUCGAAUUUAAAAAACUCAAGAACGCCGACAAUGUAAACGAUUCUAAUAUUGGAUUCCGCAAGGGCGCCGAGAAUAUCUCGAAUUUCACGAGGACAUUUCACACUUCGUCUAAUACGAGGAGCGGGGCGGAGAAUUGCGGAGAUGAUACGCCUAUGCUCGCUUUAGAUAUGAAGGCGGACGGAGACGUGCUCGUGAUCGGAGGGGCCAACGUUGACAGAACCUACAGAGUAUCAGAAGAUACCAUUCAGUUGGACGGCAGUACACAUGCUUGCGUCAUGGAUCAAUGCGGCGGUGGAGUCGGACGUAACAUGGCAGAAGCACUAUGGAGACUGCGGGGCGGACGUACGAAACUUCUGACCGCCAUAGGCGACGAUGCCGAUGGAAAAUACUUAGAAGAGAUUGCACCAGGCCUGAUACUGAACGGAUGCGUCGUAAAGAACGGUCGGACGCCAACAUAUGCGGCAGUGAUGGAUUCCCGGGGAGAAUGCCUUCUAGGUCUCGGCGACAUGGCAUUACACAAUGACAUCACCGUCGACAGGGUAAACAAUAAUAUGACGCUAUUAGAAAGGGCUCCACUUGUAGUUCUCGAUGGCAACGUCCCACAAAUUACUAUGGACCAUGUCUUAGAGCAAUGUCAACGGCUUCGAAAACCUGAAUAAUGGAAACUAUAAAAGAUUACUACGACCUACAUGGCCAUUUUUAUACAUGGAGGAUAGAACUAAGGAAUACAAUCAUGUAUAGAGGACAAGUUGACAAAGUGUUCACCUGUAAACAGCAAUUUAUUGUUCGAAGACUCCCUGAAACGGCGCUAGUGUAGGAAGUGGAAAUAGUACGACUGUAGCAGUUUUAAACAGUUUAGUGUGCUGGAUUCUAGUGAAAGCUAUGUUCCGACAAACUCUGCAAGUAUUUUUCAUUGCUCUUGCUUGCAGUGCUGGGGAGAGAUUCGUUUAGUUAAGUAUACAGUCGUAGUAUUCUAGGGAAAUAUAUUAUUAUAACGUCAUAAAUCAUUGCCAUUUUUUUGGUAUUUUCGAAGUAAGGCUCUCUCAGGGCAUAACGGUGAUUUAUUAUCUGUUUAGUAUCUGUGAAAGUGUACAAAUGUGGAGGUAACUUUUCGGGAUCCUCCAAAAAGUCCACUGAAAAAGUCUCAGUACAAGACCACUUUUUACUUGAGAUUAUAUUUUAUCCCAUAUCAUCUCAUCUAAUUUUAUUUGAUUUCAUUUCAUGCCAUGUUUCAUAUUAAUGCAUUUAAUUUCAUUUCAGUCAAUAUUAUGAUUUUUCAAAUUAAAAAUUAUAAAAGACUAGGCAGUAAGUAUAGUGUGAUAUCUUUGCCUUUCCAGUUAGAAAAAUAAAACUACUCUUUAACCAAUGUCUAUGCCUUAAGGGUGUAUGGGUUUAGACCCUUUGCCUUUCCAAAUAAUGAAAAAUUGUACCAAAAAAAAUCUAUGCUUUAGUCUUUACUGCCAUAGAUUAUACACUUAAUACAUACGGUAUAUUAAGUGUAUAAUCUAUGCUUAUUACCUAUUACUGCACUUUAUCCAAUGAAUUUUAAUUAGAGAAUUUGAACUAAAUAAAUAAAUACCAAAGACUGUCCGAAUGAAUUUACGAAAUGUAAGACUCAAGAGCCUUCUCCGACGGAGAUCAAUUUACGCAUCCAAACGGUACUCUUCUACAAACGUUGAAGAAACCAGUAUGAAACAUUUGUGUAAACAUUUAAGUUUAUCAGAAAGCAACGUACAAUACAUCUGUUUAAAAUAUCCUGUGUUACGGAAUAUAAAUGAAGCCAAAGUACAAGAUUUAGUGAAUACUGUUCGAGAACUCGGAUUUGAUAAAAAUGUACUUAUUGAAGAGCCUUCACUGUUUAGUAUUUUACCUCAAACAUUACGCCUUAGAUACCAAGUUCUAGACGAAUGUGGAAUACAAACAAUUAAUAAAUCACACCUACUUUCAUAUUUAACUUUAGUCAAACAUAAAACAGUAUAUGAAUUAAAAAAAUCAAAUGACAUCCCGUUUCAUAUUAAUGUUGAGAAUAGACUUGCUGGUUAUAUGACACAGUGGCCUACAUCACUAACUACGUUAAUUUUAGGAGAUGUUAAUAACUAUAACCUGUAUGAUUUACGUCUUAAAAUAUUACAGAGGUAUUUAGAGUUAGUUCUGGAUUUGACAAACAAUGAAUUUGAUAGAGGAUUACAAACAUACCCAACAAUUCGACACAGACCAUUGAAAUUUAUAAAUAAAACUUUAUCAAUACUAAAAUCAGAAAUUAUGAUGCCAAUUAAAAAAAUUAAAAGCAACUUAUAUUUAAUACAUGUUGACCCUGAAAACCUGAAGGACAUUAUGUAUAAUCUACAAUCCUUGGGAGGUUUAGAUAUAAAAGAGGUUAUAAGAAGUCAUCCGAAGUUGGCCACUAAGAGAUGUUCUACAAUGAUGGAAAUGAAAAAAUUAUUAAAUGAAUAUGGAAUUGAUAACGAAGCACAAAGAAGAUGCUUUGAUAUAUAUACAUUAGCACCGAGUACUGUGAGAGAAAGGUUAGAGAAUGCCAAAAGUAUACCAGAAUUUAACACCUUUCAGAAUCACCCUAGAUUUUUGAAAAUGAUUCAUUACAAUAAAACAGCUUUAAAUAGACUUCGUAAAUCAUUUGAAAAUAAUAAGAAAUGUCUAAGUCUGAACAUUUUAUCAGGAAGCUCCGCACAUUAUGAAGUUUUUGAGAAAUCUCCAGGUGACCGUUUGGGUAAAGGUAAAGACCUUUUAUUCUGUGUAUCACAAUCACUUGGUAAAAACUAUGGAAUGAAUGAGAUCCGUAGAAUUUUAAAGAGACAUCCAUUUUGGAUAAACGUUCCAUUAGUACAAGUGCAAUAUGUCUGUGAAAAGUUAUCAAAAGAAUUUAGCCACGAGGAUAUUUAUUUUAAUUGCCCUAUUAUUCUGUAUCCAUGGGAUAAAAUAAGAGAUGCAUUAAAGUCUUUGAAAACGGCAGUGCAUUCAAAUUUGGACCAUCUAGAUUUUAAUAGAUUAGGAAAUCGUCAAAAGUUAAGUCUUGUACUUUAUGCUUUAGAGAAGAAACACUAUUUUUCUGGAAAUGGCGUAUGGGCUGAAGACAAAACCAGGAACAUAAUUUGUCCAUUAAAUAAAGAAAAUAUAAAACAAUCUGUCCCUAUUUAGCAGAGCUGGCGUUAAUGAUUAAUUAAUUGGCAAUGAGAAGACUUUUUUUUUUUUUCGGGUAGAGGGCCGAACCUCCUACGAGGUCCCCGCGCAAAAGGGGCGCGCGGGAUAUGUGAGACUCAACGAUCUGCAUGGUGUUGAAUGAAAUGAAAAUUUAUGUAAAAAAGAAAUCAAAAAUCAUUACAAUAAAUUAAAAUGAAAAAAUCAUUAAACAAGUACGGAACAAA
Bombyx mori (domestic silkworm) is the source of this 4526-nucleotide messenger RNA. RefSeq names its product pseudouridine-5'-phosphate glycosidase. The transcript has 11 exons. Bases 21 to 1802 code for a protein of 593 amino acids. Gene Ontology annotation, molecular function: pseudouridylate synthase activity; kinase activity. The record is from RefSeq and is a predicted model, not a curated record. Lineage: Eukaryota; Metazoa; Arthropoda; Insecta; Lepidoptera; Bombycidae.